AAUCCAAUACCAACCUCUCAUAAGAAGUUAGUAUUCUGGUGAGGAAAAUGUCUCACCGGGGAAUAUGCAGUGCAAGCCCAGUUUUAGUUCUGGCCUGCACUCUUGUUUUGCUCUUAGUUCAAUCCGACAUGGCUCGAGCAAAAACGUUUACCGUUGGUGAUACUUCAGGCUGGAGUUUUAACGUUCAGAGCUGGCCAAAGGGGAAAAAGUUUAAGGCUGGGGACGCCCUUGACAUCCAAGGCUACAAGAGUUGCUCUGCUUCCCCAACCUCUGAGGUUUACAGCACUGGAAAUGAUGCAAUCAAACUAUCAAAGGGACGAAACUAUUUCAUUUGCAGCAUCCGAGGUCAUUGUGAUGGGGGCUUGAAGAUUGCUGUUGAUGCUUCUUAAGUUAUGAAGUGUGGCUUCAUUACUCAAACCUUUAUCUACUCUUAAAGACGGUUUUCUUGAAUAAAUAGUUGGUGUCAAUUAAUAAGCGGUUGCUUUUGCUUGCUGCCAUGUAAAAUAGUAUUGCAGAAGUAAAUGUAUACAUACAGAAUUUCCUUCUACUCCUAUAUAUUUCUAAUAGCUUCCUAGGGGAGGAAUUUUGUAGUAAUUUCAUGCAUUAAAGAGGAAGUAUG
This is a messenger RNA of Theobroma cacao (cacao), 619 nucleotides long. The record is from RefSeq and is a predicted model, not a curated record. NCBI's taxonomy places the organism in Eukaryota, Viridiplantae, Streptophyta, Magnoliopsida, Malvales, Malvaceae.